Frankliniella occidentalis (western flower thrips) is the source of this 2043-nucleotide messenger RNA. Its product is annotated as protein fork head-like. NCBI's taxonomy places the organism in Eukaryota, Metazoa, Arthropoda, Insecta, Thysanoptera, Thripidae. The transcript has a single exon. Gene Ontology annotation, molecular function: transcription factor binding; DNA-binding transcription factor activity, RNA polymerase II-specific; protein domain specific binding. Bases 215 to 1660 code for a protein of 481 amino acids. The record is from RefSeq and is a predicted model, not a curated record. Gene Ontology annotation, biological process: regulation of transcription by RNA polymerase II; cell differentiation; anatomical structure morphogenesis.
GAAGACACUUCAGUUUGAUCACGGUAAGCUAAAUAGUGCGACCCCCUCCGCCGCUGGCCAAACAAGGGAGGCUGGCAGGGCUCCGGAUCGCGCCGAGCCAAGUCCGAACCGUGCGUCCGCGUGUGGCCCGUGUCAACCUGCCGGGACAGUGUUUAUCAGUGCGUCAGUGUUGUGCCCGGACACCCCGUGCACCAUGUGUUGUGACUAGUGACAAAUGCGAAUGAAACAACUGUACAGCCCUCGUUCCGUGGAUGGUGACUCCAUGUUGUCGCAGAAGCUGUAUGGGGACGCGCCAGUGAGCAGCGCCAUGAGCCCCGCCAUGAGGGCGCGGUCCCCCAUGGAGUCGUCGUACUCCAUGACCUCCAUGAACUGUGUGGCGAUGAACUCGAUGAGUUCACCGCAGGGCGCGUCGGCCGCCUUCAGCCCGGACCACCGCCACCGGAUGGACAGGAUGCAUGACAUGAGCUCCAUGAACAACUGCAUGCCCGGGUCCAGCCUGAGCUCGUCCAUGGGCUACAGCUCCCCCAUGGGCGGCGUGGGCGUGAGCUCGUGCAUGGGCACCAUGAGCACCAUGAGCAGCCUCCCCAUGAGCUGCUCGAUGGCGGGCUACUCCAACCUGGGGCCGCCGUUGAGCGGGCGCGGCGAGCCGGGUGCCGCCGAGCCCGUGUCCCCCAACUCGCAGCUGCGGCGCGGCCAGGAAAAGCCCUACCGCCGCUCCUACACGCACGCCAAGCCGCCCUACUCGUACAUCUCGCUCAUCACCAUGGCCAUCCAGAACACGCCCACCAAGAUGCUCACCCUGUCCGAGAUCUACCAGUUCAUCAUGGACCUGUUCCCCUUCUACCGGCAGAACCAGCAGCGCUGGCAGAACUCCAUCCGGCACUCGCUGUCGUUCAACGACUGCUUCGUCAAGGUGCCGCGCACGCCGGACAAGCCGGGCAAGGGCUCCUUCUGGACGCUGCACCCGGAGUCGGGCAACAUGUUCGAGAACGGCUGCUACCUGCGGCGCCAGAAGCGGUUCAAGGACGAGAAGAAGGAGCAGCAGCGGUCGCACACCAAGAGCACGUCGCCGCACCCGGCCGACGCCAAGAAGGAGGACGAGCACAAGCACAUGCACGACAAGGAGGCGCACCUGGGCAUGCUGGCGGGCAUGCACCCCAAGGUGGAGGACCCCAUGUCCAUCCUGUCUCACGCGGCCGUCGGCGCCGACCUGUGCGGGCUGCCGCAGCAGCUGCAGCACCACCACCAGCCGCCGCCGCACCACCCGCACCAGCCGCAGCUGCACCAGCUGCAGCAGCAGCAGCCGCCACCCCCGCCCCACCACCACCCGCAGCAGCAGCACCACCAGCCGCAGCCGCACCACCAGACCCAGGACGACCUGGCCGCCCUGGCGGCGCGUCACCUGCCGGGCUCCAACUGCCUCCUGCCCGACUACACCCUCAAACAGGAGUACGCUGCGUCCAACCACCCCUUCUCCAUCACGAGGCUGCUGCCCACGGAGAGCAAGGCGGACCUGUACGGCAAACCGUCGGACCUGAAGCUGCAGUACGACAUGGCGCAGUACGGCUACAACCACCACAGCGGCUUAGGGGCGGGCCUGGGGGCCGCCGACAGCUACUACCACUACCACCACUCGUCCCCCGGGACCACUGCCUUGUGACAGUACCCGCUGGCCUAAGGCCGCUGGCCUGGGCCGGGCCCAGCUUGGACUGGACACGCCCCCCGCCGUGCGCACGCGUGCGCGAGAGUGCAGAGCGCGUGCAGUGCACGAGACGGACAUGUGCCUGAGAACGGUGCAAGUCUUGCCAAAUGAGAAAAACAGUGUGAAUGAGUACGUGUGGGUAUGUGUGAGUGUGUGCGUGGUGUUAUUUUCUGAGAAAGUGUGGAGGACUUGUUUUUAAAAUCAGUGCGUCAUGCUUUUGUACAUUUUUAUAAAGUAUGCAAAAAGUGAAAAAAAUAUGUUAAAGUGCGAAUAUUGGCCACGGACUAUUUUAAAAGUAUUUGUUAUAUGAUAUGUUUGAAUUUUUCUGUUUUUAUUUUGUG